AUGUCGCUUGUCUCAGGCCCUGGCAGGGGGAGCGGGGUAGCUGCCGACCAGAAGCUCUACGUUCAGAAGCAUGUCGACUAUAUCAAAAGCCUAGACACUCGGAAAGAUGAACUGGAAUACUGGCUGACGGAGCAUCUGCGCCUCAAUGGCGUCUAUUGGGGGUUAACAGCGCUACAUCUCCUCAAUCAUCCUGAGGCUCUGCCUCGAGACGAAACCAUAGACUUCGUGCUGUCCUGUCAGCAGGACAACGGAGGGUUUGGAGCCGCUCCCGGUCAUGAUGCGCAUAUGCUGUACACGGUUUCCGCGGUCCAGAUUCUGGUUAUGGUCGAUGGUCUCGACGAACUGGAGAAACGCGGCCGUGGCGGGAGGGAGAAGGUUGGAUCUUUCAUCGCAGGUCUUCAGGAUCGAGAAACUGGCACUUUCAAGGGAGACGAAUGGGGAGAGACGGACACCCGUUUCCUCUACGGCGCGUUGCUGGCGCUGUCCUUACUAGGACUUCUCGAUCGGGUUGAUGUAUCCAAGGCCGUCUCCUACGUUCAGCAGUGCGCCAACUUAGAUGGAGCCUACGGCGUGCGUCCCGGCGCUGAGUCGCAUGCGGGACAAGUCCUGACUUGUGUCGCGGCACUAGCAAUCGCCGGGCGUCUAGAUCUCGUGGACAAAGAUCGACUGGGCAGCUGGCUCAGCGAGCGACAGCUGGAGAACGGCGGACUGAACGGACGUCCUGAAAAACUAGAGGAUGCAUGUUAUAGCUGGUGGACUGCCUCCAGCUUAGCCAUUAUUGGAAGGCUUCAUUGGAUUAAUGGCGACAGACUGACUGCUUUUGUCCUGCGUUGUCAGGACCCGGAAGCAGGCGGUAUAGCUGAUCGGCCAGGCCACAUGGUUGAUGUCUACCAUACGGUAUUUUCCAUUGCUGGUCUAAGCUUACUGGGGUACGAUGGCCUCAAGGAAGUAGAUCCAGUCUAG
Molecule: messenger RNA, 963 nt
Organism: Paecilomyces variotii
Lineage: Eukaryota; Fungi; Ascomycota; Eurotiomycetes; Eurotiales; Thermoascaceae
Product: terpenoid cyclases/protein prenyltransferase alpha-alpha toroid
Exons: 4
Coding region: 1-963 (320 amino acids)
Biological process (GO): protein geranylgeranylation
Cellular component (GO): Rab-protein geranylgeranyltransferase complex
Molecular function (GO): Rab geranylgeranyltransferase activity
Source: RefSeq, a predicted model, not a curated record